AUGGAACGAAUGUCGUGGAGCGAGUACCAUGGACCGAAUACCGUGGAGCGAAUAUCGUGGAGCGAGUACCGUGGACCGAGUACAGUGGAUCGAAUAUCGUGGAGCGAGUACCGUGGACCGAUUACCGUAGAGCGAAUAUCGUGGAGCGAGUACCGUGGACCGACUACCGUGGAGCAAAUAUCGUGGAGCGAGUACCGUGAAUCGAUUACCGUGGACCGAAUAUCGUGGAGCGAGUACCGUGGACCGAGUACCGUGGAGCGCAUAUCGUGGAGCGAGUACCAUGGACCGAGUACCGUGGAGCGAAUAUCGUGGAGCGAGUACCGUGGACCGAGUACCGUGGAGCGAAUAUCGUGGAGCGAGUACCGUGGACUGAUUACCGUGGCACAUUGA
This is a messenger RNA of Scylla paramamosain (green mud crab), 390 nucleotides long. Its product is annotated as calcium-binding and coiled-coil domain-containing protein 2-like. Lineage: Eukaryota; Metazoa; Arthropoda; Malacostraca; Decapoda; Portunidae. The transcript has a single exon. The record is from RefSeq and is a predicted model, not a curated record. The coding region runs from base 1 to 390 and encodes 129 amino acids.